GUUAUUAUGGAAGAAGUAACAGAGGAAUGAGAGUAAAGAAUUCAGUGGUAUACAUGUGGAACAAGUCCACAAGCAAACGAAUGGAGGAGUAGACAGCUUCACCUGCUUCCUCGUCGUUAUCUCUAUCAUCUCUUUCCUCCGUUCACUCACAUUCACAAAAUCCCCAUGUCCUGUUUGAACUCCAAGAAGAAAACCCCAAGUUUUUACAGUGAAUUAAUCAGUUAAUACCUCAAAAAAAGAGGAUUUUAUAGAGCUUUGGAGUGAACUGUGGACACCAUUUGGUUCAGAAAGAGGAAAAAUUGAUUCUUUUCAUAGACCCAAUUUACAGAAUUCAAUUUGGGGGGGAAAUGGAGGGGUUUAAUCAAGAACGGCGGGUGAAUGCUGCGGCGGCGGAGGUGGUGGAGGAGGUGGAGGUGGAGGAGAGUAGUGAUGAUUGUAGUUCGGAGGAUGAAGGUACUGAUGAUUACAGGAGGGGAGGUUAUCAUGCUGUUCGAAUAGGUGAUAGUUUUAAUGGAGGUAGAUAUGUGGUACAGAGUAAGCUUGGUUGGGGUCAUUUCUCUACUGUUUGGUUGGCUUGGGAUACUCUAUUGUCUCGAUUUGUGGCAUUGAAAGUGCAAAAGAGUGCUCAGCAUUACACGGAAGCAGCGAUGGAUGAGAUCACUAUUCUAAAACAGAUUGCAGAAUGCGAUCAGGAUGAUAAAAAAUGUGUUGUGAAGUUACUGGAUAAUUUUAAGCACUCAGGUCCAAAUGGGCAACAUGUGUGUAUGGUUUUUGAGUAUUUGGGUGACAAUCUCUUGACACUUCUUAAAUAUACUGAUUAUCAUGGACUGCCUAUUCAUAUGGUUAAAGAGCUCUGUUAUCAUGUUCUAGUGGGAUUGGAUUAUUUGCAUAGACAGCUUUCGAUCAUACACACCGAUUUGAAACCCGAGAACGUACUUCUCUGUUCCACAAUAGAUCCAUCUAAGGAUCCCCGAAAAUCUGGAACACCUCUUAUACUUUCUAGUCAUAAGGAUAUAACCACGCUGGAUGGCGGGUCUGUGAAGGGUUAUGUAACAUCAAAUGGAAAUUUGACGAAGAACCACAAUAAGAAGAUUAGACGAAAGGCCAAACAAGCAGCUCAAUGUUUUGUGGGAAAAGAAUCUUCUCUCGGGACUAAGGGUGGACAAGAUAGCUCAGCUUCUGCGGAGUCAUCUGUCAGUGCAAAAUCAAAUUCGGAUAUGUUGAAUAGUUCUAAUAGAAUGUCAAAUGCUGAUACUGCAAAAGGCAGCGGGAAAGAAUAUGAGGGUCCUAAGAGAGGCAGUCGUUCUACAAGGAGGAAGCUAUUGGAGGCAGUCGACCUUAAAUGCAAAGUUGUUGACUUUGGCAGUGCUUGUUGGACAUACAAACAGUUCACGGAUGAUAUUCAAACUAGACAGUACAGGUGUCCUGAAGUUAUCCUUGGAUCAAAAUAUUCAACCUCAGCAGAUCUUUGGUCCUUCGCUUGCAUUUGUUUUGAGCUUGCAACUGGCGAUGUGUUAUUUGAUCCUCACAGUGGUGAUAACUUUGACAGAGAUGAGGAUCACUUAGCACUGAUGAUGGAGCUUAUAGGAAUGAUGCCACGAAAAAUUGCCUUGGGUGGUCGUUAUUCACGUGAUUUAUUCAAUAGACAUGGUGAUUUGAGGCACAUUAGACGGUUGCGCUUUUGGCCCUUAAAGAAGGUUCUAGUAGAGAAAUAUGAAUUCAGCGAGCAAGACGCAAAGGACUUGUCUGAUUUUCUGGUCCCAAUACUUGAUUUUGUCCCAGAGAAACGGCCUACUGCAGCUCAGUGCCUUCUUCACUCAUGGAUCAAUGCAGGUCCACGACUGUUGGAACUUUCCUUGCCUGAUGCACAAUCUAAAGCCGUUGACGCUCUAAACUCUGACCAAACUAAGAAACAGAAUGAAGAAGAGAGGGAGGUAAUGGAGGUUGGAAUUGGGAAAAUAGCUAUCAGCAAGAACAUAAAAAAUUUCAGAAGUUACUCAGUCAAAUUCUGAUACUUGGCAGUUUAUAAGUUUUAACCUAUGUUGCUCGGACUCUUCAAGAUUGCCAAUGGGUGCAUGUCGGAUCCCUCAAAAGUAGUGCAUUUCUGGAAGAUCCAACACAGACACGACAGCAUUUUUGGAGAGUCCAAACAAACAUAGGUUUUAACCACUUCGUCUCAAAUAGAUGUCCAAGAACAUGCCCUUACAGCAUCUUUCUCCAAGAUGAUGUUUGACAGCGUGCUCUACAAUUCAUUAGCAUAAGGAACCAUGUAACUCUUCUUGCCAAAAACAAGGGACCUACUACUUAUCCUAGAGUUAUCAGGUACGAUAAAAGAGUCUCCUCUCUUUCUUGUCUCUCCAAGUUUCUAAGAUUAAGUUGCACUUCCGCUAUGCAAUCAUCUAUCCCAUGGUUACACAAAUGAGUAUACUACUAGGUAAAUGUGAAAGUAAAAACGCGUGUCAUGUGUAUGUGGACCAAUAUAAAAGAGUCAUCCCCCCUUUGUGUGUCUCUUCGAGUUUCUAGUACUAAGUAGCACUUCUGCUAUUCAAUCAUCUUCUCAUUGAAUGAACUCCAUGGCUUCACAAAUGAAGAUGUUACAAGGUAAAUGUUUGUGUGUAGGGGACCAAUAUAAAAGAGUCAUCCCCUCUUUGUGUGUCUCUUCGAGUUUCUACUACUAAGUAUCAUUUCUGCUAUUCAAUCAUCUUGUCGUUGAACAAAUGUCAUGGUUCUACCACAAGGAUACUAUUAGGUAAAUGUGCGUGUGAAAAGGUGUCCGCGGGGACCAAAUCUAUGAGCUGCUCCAGAACAAGCAUGCAAGGACACUGCAGAUUUUCGCGGUCCAGAGCUGAAAGCAAUUUAUCAAUUCAUUGGACCAUAUACAGGUAACUAUCCAACUAUAGCACACUUAGCUCUUGAAUCCUUGUUAUGUUUACAUAAAAUUCAUAAAUUAUUUCGAUACAAAGCUUAUCGCGAGCAUUUUUAAUAUAAAGUUUAUUUGUUCACA
Molecule: messenger RNA, 3004 nt
Organism: Solanum lycopersicum (tomato)
Lineage: Eukaryota; Viridiplantae; Streptophyta; Magnoliopsida; Solanales; Solanaceae
Biological process (GO): spliceosomal complex assembly; peptidyl-serine phosphorylation; regulation of mRNA processing
Molecular function (GO): protein serine/threonine kinase activity; ATP binding
Source: RefSeq, a predicted model, not a curated record